Rubroshorea leprosula is the source of this 1262-nucleotide messenger RNA. The record is from the annotation of a GenBank genome assembly. NCBI's taxonomy places the organism in Eukaryota, Viridiplantae, Streptophyta, Magnoliopsida, Malvales, Dipterocarpaceae.
GAAUUUUCCUGAUAGGUUUGUGUCCUGGAUGCUGAAGUUCCUAUCUGCUGCUCAUUUCUCUAUACUCAUCAUUGGUACUCCACAAGGUUAUUUUAGAGGGCAAAGGGGGCUGAGACAGGGAGAUCACAUCUCGCCCUAUCUAUUUGUUUUGGGGAUGGAGUAUUUGUCUAGGCUCUUUAACAAGGCUACCUUAAAUUCUACUUUUCAAUUUCACUAACACUGCAAGGAAACAUAGUUAAAUUAUUUAAUUUCGCCAGUGACCUGAUGCUGUUCAACAAAGCAGAACCCUACGUUAUGGGAUGGUUGAAAGCAAGGCUACCAUUUCUCGCUGACAUUAUUAACUACUGUAUUGAAAUAUGAGGAAUUUGCUUCAAUAUUUGAUUUUGGGUUCCUCACAAAGUAUUUUUUGACUUUUGAAAAUUAUAUGAGUGGAGAUUCUUGGAUAUCUGCAUUCCCUGAAGAGGACAAUAUAUUCUGCUGAAAAGGGACUGUUACCAGUAGCAAAGACACUGUAUCUGAUGCAACAGGGUACAGGCUUUCCCUUUCAUUUCCCACUGAUUACCCAUUUAAGCCUCCAAAGGUCAAGUUUGAGACUGGCUGCUUCCAUCCUAAUGGCUGCUUCCAUCCUAAUGUUGAUGUCUAUGGCAACAUCUGCUUGGACAUUCUUCAGCCAAUUUAUGCAGAGAAGAAUGGUUCAUUCAUUGACUUACAGGCUAUGACUUCAGCCAUGUUUGUUAAUAUAAUUUGAUCUUAUAAAAGUAUAACCUUGAUGGAUUUUUGCAUGAUAAAUGGUCCUCUGCUUAUUGUGUGAGGAACAUAUUGCUUUCAAUUCUGAGUUUACUUGGAGACAACUCUUUUUCCUUUCUUUCUUUUCUAACUUCCUAUAUCAACUCCAAAUGUUUAUUUAUUUUUUCCCUGUUGCUUAUCUGAUAUUCAGAACCAAUCAUUAGUUCACCACUAAACACCCAAGUAGCACAACUUUGUACAAUCAAGAAGAAUAUAGGAAGAUGGUUGAGAAGUUGCACAAGCCUCCCAAAUCCUAAUUCAUAAUUUGAGAUGCAGGCGGGGUUAAGGAGUUGAGAGACUACUUUUCCUCUUCUUCCUUCUAGGACUGACACAAGAGCAAGAUAUAUCAAUUUUGUUCAGCAUACUUUUUUUUUUUUUUUUGCUUCAUUUCUUUUUGAUCUCUGGAAUUUGGAUCUUCAUCCCUCUCACCAGCCUUUGAACCCAGACCCCAAGGCCAAGAAACCAGAUUCUUGGCC